AUGCAAGUCGACUUGGUGUCAAGCAGCAAAAGCAAAGAUGGCAAAGAGGUCACCUUGGGAGAAAAGUCCUUUACCGCCAAAUAUUCGUAUGAAAGACAAGCGGUCUCGACAAGCUCUGCCCUGUCAUCUGCCCCAGUGGGGAGAACCAGACGUGGAUCAAUUUUCGUUUCUGCUCUGGCUUCGGAAUCUCAGGGCAAUUCCCCCACACCGGACUAUUUGGGCUCCACGAUUGUUCGAUCUGGUAGAACAACCAACAUAACUGCAGUGGCGGGCUUGGGGAGCACAGCGGAUCAGAGCGGGUCUGCUGGCAGUCCUGUAGAAGGUUUCAUUGUGACACCAUUUGCGCAAGUGCUUGUAAGUAUGCAACGAAUUCGCAACGCGUUCGUCCGCCUGACGUCUGCCCAAAGUUCACAUCGAUUCGCAGUGGCCUCACCGACAGUUCCCGAACCGAUUACAGCGGAGCAACUAACCCCUGAAUCCACAGAUUACAAAACCAUCGCCAAUGAAACACUGGAUGAACUGGAGUGGUGCUUGAAACAGUUAGAAAAUAUUCAGACCAAGCGACCAGUUUCCGACAUGGCUUUCUCCAAGUUUAAAAGGUUACUGAAUAAGGAACUGAACAGUUUUACAGAGUCGGACAAGUCCAGGCACGAGAUUUCGGCCUACAUCUGUGGAACUUUUUUGGAGGAUGAGAAAGAUGCUGAAGUCAAUCAAGAAAUAGAACAAAUGCUCGAACGAAGACGCAGUAGUGGGCAAUCGCAUUCUUCUGCUGGUAAUCAGGAGCAGCCAUUGGGUUCCUCUACACCCAAACAGCGACAUCCAGUUUUAAGUGACAUAGGCACUACCAUUAGUCCAAAGAUUUCCGACUCCUCCAGUACCCCAAGCGGUAAGGUGGAGCAAUCAAUGGUCACUCACCAAGACAGAAAGCCUUCAGAAGUCUCCAGUGAAAGCGAUCGGGUCGACGGAAGAAAGGCUAGCGAAAUUGCUGAAUUGGACAAAAAGGAGGCCAGAAUGCCAGUGAAUGGGAUUAUCACUCCAAAUGACAAGGAGUUAGACGAGCGGUUCACACAAACUUUGGAUACGUGGGGAGCGGAUAUUUUUGAAAUCGAUCGACUUUCAAAUGGUCACGCCCUUACCACAACGGCUUAUCGUAUUUUUCAGAAACGCGAUUUAAUGCACAUAUUUUCGAUCGAUGCCGCCACUUUGGUGCGAUAUCUGUUGAAAGUGGAAUCCAACUAUCACUCAGAUGUACCGUACCAUAAUUCACUGCAUGCGGCAGACGUAACACAAACUUCGCAUUUUCUGCUUCAAGCUGAGACUUUGGAGGAUGUUUUUAGCGAUCUCGAAAUACUGGCCGUUAUUUUUGCUUCCGUCGUUCAUGAUGUGGACCAUCCUGGACUUACAAACCAAUUUUUAGUCAAUUCAGGUCAUGAUUUGGCUCUACAAUAUAAUGACGCCUCCGUGCUGGAAAACCAUCACUUGUAUGUAGCGUUUAAACUCCUCAAUGAACCAGACUGCGAUGUAUUUGCGCAGUUGUCCGCAAAGAAGAGGCAGACACUUCGACGGAUGGUCAUUGAACUGGUUCUUGCCACGGACAUGUCCAAGCACAUGAGCUUGUUGGCGGACUUGCGAACCAUGGUGGAGGCUAAAAAGGUAUCCGGUUCCGGUGUGCUCAAUCUGGACAACUACUCAGACAGGCUUCAGAUUUUGCAAAAUAUGAUUCACUGUGCUGAUUUGAGCAAUCCGGCCAAACCACUAAGGUUAAAUCGAAAAUGGACUGGAAGGUUAAUGGAAGAAUUCUUCCGACAAGGAGACACAGAGCGAAAAAUGAAGUUGGAAAUCAGUCCAAUGUGCGACCGCGAAUCCGUCGCUAUAGAGAAAUCUCAGGUCAGCUUCAUAGAUUUUGUGGCUCAUCCACUGCUAGAAUCUUGGUGCGACCUUGUCCAUCCCUCCGCGCAAGUAAUCCUGGAUAUACUUGCGGACAAUCGCGAUUGGUACGAAAGCCAAGCAGAGGGCCAGAAAACGUCGGGUGCAAGCAAGGGUAGACCAAAAUUGGCUACUGCAGAAGAGGAUGAGGAGGAAGCCGCCGCUAGCUAG
Molecule: messenger RNA, 2097 nt
Organism: Dicrocoelium dendriticum
Lineage: Eukaryota; Metazoa; Platyhelminthes; Trematoda; Plagiorchiida; Dicrocoeliidae
Source: the annotation of a GenBank genome assembly